UCCCGAUUAGUGAAAUGGGAUCAUUUUCCCACGGCCCACUAGUGUGCCACGAACCAGUGGUUGGGAAUCACUGGUCCAAAGGUGUCACUGUGGAGCAGCAGCACAGAUCAGUAUGAAAUAUUUAUAUUUCACUGCACUUUUAUCAAAUGAAAUAUUAAAAUUUGAAUUAUUGACGCUGCCCCUGUUACUUUGACAGACGGUGGACCGGGACACGACUCUGAGGACGACCUUCUCACGGUCAACAUUAUCAGACAAAACCAGGUCAAAACCUGCAGCAAUGACCUACGUCUACGUCCAGCAGGAUUCUCCGUCAGCUCCUUCAUGAUCCAGGACAGAGGAGGAGGAGGAGGAGGACAAGGACCGCGGUCCAUCCCUGAGCCACGGGUAGAGACAACCAGCCAUUCAGUGUUAGCAUCUCUAAUUCAUUCAUGAAUUAACCUAACGUUACACCUCAGUAAUUCCUGGCACAACAUUUUGGGAAUCACUUCAGAAGUCAAUGUUUAAUGAAUGAAUGAAAUUCAUCAUUUUAAACUAAAUGACAUGUUUUAGUUUUUGAUGUUUCAGCUCUUCUUUAAUGACGGUUCGCAUAUAUUUAAGAACCAGUUUGACCCAGUCUGGGCCUGGGGUAAUAAGACCUUAUCACCCCGGCCACAGGCAGACAUAAACCCUUCCCCUCAAGUCCUUCAUUAGUCCCUCCAGCUCAGACAGAGGGGAUGGGUGAGGUCGGCGCGUCGCCGCAAUGAAUCAAGGGGGAUGGGACAGCGUUGAGGCUCAGCAUCCCCUGACCGACCAAUCAGAGCUGAGAUUAAAUUUUCAGUAGGGCGGGGUGACUCUCCACCUUCUCCCUGAGCUGUCCUCGGUGGGCUUCACUGCUGCUGCUGCUGCUGCUGCUGCUGCUGACAGCUGUGGAGCAGCACACAGACAGAGGGACCUGGACACCAUGCCGCUCCAAGGAAACCGUGCAGCAUCACAUGGAAUGGGCUGCAGCCCGGCCCGGUGUAGCCCAGGACUGCCGUCGUAAAUCGAGGACUGUCGAAAAUCACCGGGAACAUUUUUAAAGCAGAACUGUUUGUCUGUUCCCUGCAGGAAAUCUUGGAUUUUUUAUUUUUUUAUUUUUUAUUUUAAAUAUACUUCCAGUCGGACAUGCACCGCGCGUACUCGUUCCCGGUGACUGUGGAGCGCGGUCGGACCAAGGAGCGGCUGGAGGCGAGUCUGGCCGGACUGUGUGAGCUGGAGCUGCGGAAGCAGAGGCAGGAGUGCCUGGUGCUGGGAGCUCUGUCUCUGGGAGAACCUCUGGACCAGGACCGGUCCAGACCCGGAGACCUGGCGUGUUUCAGCAGCUGGGGUCAGGAGAACCUGACUCUGAGGCGACAGCUGAGUGCCCUCCAGAGUUCCCCUUGGGGCCUGAUGCAGGCGCUGGAGCAGCAGGUCGGAGAGCUGAGGGUGGACGCCGCCGACGGCUGCUGUGACGGAGCGCAGACAGACGGGGGCGACAGCCGACCCAGCUCUGGUUUCUACGAGUCCAGCGAGGGUCACUCACCCAGAGGACAGUCUGGUCCCCCUGAGUCCACAGAGACGGUCUCCUCCUGGACCUGGACCUGGACCAGUGACAGGCCCAAGUCUGUGGGAGAUUCCGUUCUGUUGAACGGAGACGCUGACGUAGCGGCUCUGCACGCCAGCCUCCCGCGUUCUUUCUCUGCACCUUACCCCCCCCUGCAGGACAUCGCUGAGGAGACGGCGGCAGUGGAGCGGUGGCAGGACGGCUUCAGCGGAGCAUCCCAGGACUGGCCGCCCACAGAGGAGCAGGUGACGGAGGAGGAGUACCAGCAGGCUCUGAGGGUGGAGAGCUACAUCCUCAGGCUGAUCCAGCGUCACGUUCUCCCCCCACGUCCUUGUCAGCCCCGAACCACCCUGAGCCCCGAGCCCCCGUACUGCAGCGCCCCUGGACACAGCUCUCUUCACAGGCGGACGUCCUCUCUCACCGCGGAGCAACGCCUUCCUGACCCCCAUCUUCAAGCCCACGUUGACCUUUCAGACCCAAAGAGCCACGGUUGGAGCAGUGACCCACCGGAGAGGGAGGACUGUGGAGGGGAGGGGCCGUCUUUGGAGGAGGACUGUUAUUUGGCCCUGCCCUACCCCCAGUCCAGGCCACACUCCCUGGUUGGGAGACUACCAUCACCUCUGCCCUCUCACGACCCUAACGCUCUUGACCUUUGUUGUGAACCCGCGUCCCCCCAUCAUUAUCUCCCUCCCCACCCCCCGUCUCACCACAAGCACAAUUUUGUAAAUGCUCAGUUUAUCCCUGGACAGGCCUGCGUCGGCCACGUUUGCUCCCCCAGAAUCCACCACCCAGCAGCGCCCUCUCCUGAUCGCCUCACCUCCGGUCAAACCAAGGCCAAAACCUCCAGAAAAGGCAGCAGCGAGAGACAAAGAUCUAAGAAAUCCAGCAGUAAAACCAAUCGGUCCCAGUCUGAGAACAGCCUCCUGACCCAGCGAGCGCUGCCGCAGCGCAGGUACAGCACCACGGAGAGGCACCAAGGCAGACACAACCACGGCCACGUCCCUGGACCCCAGGGGGGCAACACCGGCCACGGUGUGUGCCAACGCUGGUGUUCCACCCAGGAACUCAGCCAAGAUGAAGGGGAGGCCCAGAGACGACCGGCUCGUAAAGCUCGCCAAGGUCACUUACAGUCUCAGGCCCAAAACUACCAACAACGGGAGCCACAAAACACCGAGCACUGGCCCACAGACCACCAGGAGAGGGCGCCCCUCUGUCAGGGAGAGGAAGCCUACGGCGGAGCUGCCCCCGCUGAGUCCGAGUCCAGCAUGAGCGAAGUGUAUUCCCCGGCCUCCAGCUCCCUGUCCAGUGACUCUGAUGAGAGUGGGGGGCUGGUGUGGCCGCAGCAGCUGCCGCCGCGCCUCGCUUCGGUCUCAUCCUCGCCGUCAUCACAGGCGGCAGGAAACGCUCCGUCACAGACCAAAGCCUUCGUCAAGAUCAAAGCCUCUCACGCUCUGAAGAAGAAAAUUCUCCGAUUCCGCUCAGGGUCCCUCAAGGUCAUGACCACGGUCUGAGGACUGACCUUUGACCUCCAACUUCGCUGCAGUGUAAAGCCAUCUCCAGAUCCACGUUGUGGAUUAACUCACCUCAUCCUCCUGUUUAAUCGACCUACCUCUGUUAACGAGACGUGUCCUCCGUCACAGACGUCCUCAGUCUGUGGUUGGGUCAUAACUGACGACUGUCAGUUAUUUCAGGAGUAGAACCAGGGAGGUUCUAUUUCAUGUGAUUUACACUGUGUUAAUACAGGAAUACAGAUAACCGUCAAACAGGAAGAGACACACGGUUACAGCCGUUGGCAUUUUUGGGGAAGUUUGUAGAGUUUGUUUGUCAAAUGACGCAGUUUUAAAAAGAUUCGUUUUUACAGAAACAAUUCAUUUUUAAGUAGAUAUUUUUGGGAUAUGUUUAUUUUGUAAACAAUCAUCGUACCUGUGUUUUGAUCACAGGGACUAGAUUCUUAUUCAAAAACAACAAGAAAUUGCAAAGCCAUAAAGCAGUAAAAAUCUGUUUUUUUUUUUACUUCUAUUCUGUCGCAGGCACCUGUUCCAUAAUAAAAACUUGGAUUCCUUUGUUUGUUCCUACAGAUAAAUUACAUUUUUGUUAUUCUCUGAGCAGCAAAUAUAAACAUUUCCAGUCAAUUUUUCACAGAUUCUGCUUUUGGAAACAGACAAUGUAAAUUACUAUAAUAUCAGGAUGGGAAAUAUCACAGUAUCACUACACAAUAUGCAUGUACUAUGUUUAAAAUGCACAAAAUCCUGAGAAUCACUUACUCUUGUAAAUAUGUUGUUUUUUUUUGUAUUUGCCGUCACGUGGCCUUGUUUACUGAAUGUAGUUUUUAAAUAAAUCCACUUCUGUUCUUACCGACAUGUCACCGACAUACCAUGUUCCGAGGACGUUUUAAAAAAUAAAUAUCAAAGUUAAAAUAAAUUCUACAAUCCUGGUAAAAUAAUCUUUUUAAAAAUUGAUUCAAGUUUAUACAGUAAUCUAUAAAUUUGUGUUUAUCUAAACAAUGAGAUUCUGUGACAAGAGCCAUCGUCGAUUCAGCGUCUUUUGGCUAUAGCUCCCUCUUGUGGUCAAUAUAAUAAAAUGCUACAACUUACCGCAUCUUCAUCCAGUAUUUAGUGGUUAAAAUAUACAUAAAUUAACAUGUAUAUAUUAAUAAUUUAUCUUUAAACGUUAACAUAUUGCCAUAUUACAUUCAUUUCGAAUACAGUUUACAACUGAACUCUGUCGUUAGGGGCACUCGAGUGAGGAAAAAUAGAUUUCACAACGUAAACGAGUCCAUAGUUCCGUAUUUCUGUGCAACUAAAAAUACAUCCCGUGUCGACACUGCUGACAAAACAACACAGGAACGAUUUACAACCAAUCAAGUGAACAAACGGAUACUUCUGGUUUUAUUAACACUUUUAUCUCCUUAAAACUCUUUGUAUUGAAAUCGUAAAAGAAUGAUACACUUGAAUUAGCAAACAUUCACAUUUACACAUUACACAUAGAAAUAUAUUUUUAUAUUGUAUAUUUUAUACCCCUCAUUGUCAAGACAACUGAGAUAAUCCGUAAGUUUUUUUCUUUAUUAUUUAUUAUACAAAAAUAUUAAUAUUUCAAACUUUGAAAGACUGAGAUUCGGCUCCUUCAGUUAAACUCAGAGUGGGCAGUUUUUGAGCUGUUUUUAAGCUGUG
This is a messenger RNA of Cynoglossus semilaevis (tongue sole), 4731 nucleotides long. It is a transcript of the gene dact3b, whose product is annotated as dishevelled-binding antagonist of beta-catenin 3b. Gene Ontology annotation, cellular component: cytoplasm. Bases 1144 to 3072 code for a protein of 642 amino acids. Gene Ontology annotation, biological process: negative regulation of canonical Wnt signaling pathway. NCBI's taxonomy places the organism in Eukaryota, Metazoa, Chordata, Actinopteri, Pleuronectiformes, Cynoglossidae. The record is from RefSeq and is a predicted model, not a curated record. The transcript is spliced from 4 exons.